CUCUGAUCUGCAAACUGUAGCCAAAGGUACAGUACUUAACUUUAGUUGCGAGCAAAAAUACCUGGAGAUUAUCCUAAUGAUGUACCACAACAGACGCUAUCGUGGGACCAUGUACAUCCUCAGGGGUUUACCAGGCACGGGAAAAUCCGGCAUAGCAUGGAAUCUGUGGCAGGAGGAGGGUGGAGAGAUCGUCAGUUUUUUCGAUUAUUAUCGCAUAUAUCACAAUUCUCAGAUGAAUACUGCGUAUUUUGGCAGGGCACAUAAGUGGGCACGCAAGACAGCAAAAGAUGCUCUAGAAAGAGGGGUGGAUCCAGUCAUCAUCAACAACUGCAACAUGCCCCGCUGGCACAUGUAUCCAUACGUCCUAAUGGCUUUUACCCGUGACUACUGGAUUGAAUUCAUUGAAACAGAAGACACCUGGAAUGUUCCUCUUGAGGAAUUGGAGAGGAGAUGUGACGAUAUUCCACUAUCAGUACUGGAUCGCAUGAAGGAGUCAUAUGAGCCAGCACGAAAUCCGUAUGACGUCCUGCUUGACGAGUAUGCUGAAAGUCGCUGGAUCAGUAGUCGGGAAAUGGCACAAUAUAACUGGUCUAACAUCCAAUAGAGAGCGGCAUUUCAAUAGUCCACUUAAUUCAUGGGGGUGAAUUAUUAUGGUAUGAAAAGGAAUGAUCAGAUAUCAUGCACCAUUCAUACAGAAAUAAAUUGUGAUAUUUUUGAGAA
Molecule: messenger RNA, 720 nt
Organism: Alosa alosa (allis shad)
Lineage: Eukaryota; Metazoa; Chordata; Actinopteri; Clupeiformes; Clupeidae
Product: NEDD4-binding protein 2-like 1
Exons: 5
Coding region: 77-604 (175 amino acids)
Source: RefSeq, a predicted model, not a curated record